UCUUGUGAUUUCAACAACACAAGGUGUUAAUGAAAUAGAGGCAGCAAUAGCAUGCAUUUUCGUCCCCCCUCCGCUACUCAUAAUUAUAAUGCUAGUAAUUAAGCAGUCUCCUCAAGUCUCAACCCAUUCCCAUCUAUUUCUUCACGCCUUUUACUUCUUCUUUUCAUACACAAAAUUCAAUCCCAUUUCCAUCAACCUAACGCAUCUCUUUCUGUUUCCAGUUCAUAUUUCUUUCCUUUUUCAAAUCAUAAUAAUAAUAAUACAGUUGUUUUCCUUUUGCAUGCACACACGCCUAUUUAAAUGCCUUCUUCCAUCAUAACUCCCUCUACACUUGGUCCAAUAUUCGCCUUUCUCUCCUAUGUCAAGAAUGUGGCAACUUAUAAUAAUACUUGCCCUUCUAAUUUGCUAUCAUGUGAAUGCUGAAGAUCCUUACAGGUUCUUCACUUGGAAUAUCACCUAUGCUGACAUUUAUCCUUUGGGUGUUCGCCAACAGGGAAUUCUGAUCAAUGGCCAGUUUCCUGGACCUGAUAUAUAUGCAGUGACCAACGAUAAUAUCAUAGUCAACGUGUACAAUAAUUUGCCGGAGCCAUUCCUUCUCUCCUGGAACGGAGUGCAGCAGAGGAAGAAUUCAUUCGAAGACGGAGUGUAUGGGACAACAUGUCCAAUUCCUCCUGGCAAGAACUUCACCUACGUUAUGCAAAUGAAAGAUCAAAUUGGGAGCUUUUACUAUUUCCCAUCCCUCGCAUUCCACAAAGCAGCUGGUGGAUUUGGUGGGAUUAGGAUCCUGAGCAGGCCCAGAAUCCCUGUCCCCUUCCCUGAACCCCACGGGGAUUUCACCCUUCUCAUUGGAGAUUGGUACAAGACAAAUCACAACGUUUUGAAGUCAAUUUUAGACCAGGGAAAGAUGCUUGCUUUUCCUGAUGGAAUCCUCAUCAACGGGCGUGGAAAUAAUAGUGCAUGGUUCACAGUGGAACCAGGGAAAACAUACAGGUUGAGGAUAUCAAAUGUCGGGCUCCGGGAUUCACUCAACUUCAGGAUUCAGGGACACGAGAUGAAGCUGGUUGAAGUGGAGGGCACUCACACUGUGCAGACCACUGUAUCCUCCCUGGACGUACAUGUUGGCCAGUCCUGUUCUGUUCUAGUCACCGCGGACCAGCCAGCUCAGGACUAUUACAUUGCCGUAUCUACACGUUUCACCGACCAGGUCCUCACCACCACCGCCGUUCUUCACUACAGCAACUCCAGAAAGCCCGUUUCCGGCCCUCCACCCCCUGGACCUACCACUGAUAUUCAGUGGUCGCUAAACCAGGCUCGCUCCAUCAGGACGAAUCUGACAGCCAGUGGACCAAGGCCAAACCCUCAAGGUUCAUACCACUAUGGCCAAAUCAAUGUGAGCAGAACUAUCAGACUGGCCAACUUACCUGGUAUAGUGAAUGGCAAGCAACGGUAUGCAGUGAACGGUGUUUCAUUUGUUCACGCUGACACGCCUCUCAAGCUGGCGGACUAUUAUAAUAUCAGUGGGGUGUUCCGUGUGGGAAGCAUUUCUGACUACCCCCCCAGGGGCAGAGGAAUUCGGCUCGACACAUCAGUCAUGGGAGCAGACUACAGAGCAUUUGUCGAGAUAGUGUUUGAGAACCGUGAAAACAUCACCCAGAGCUGGCAUCUUGAUGGAUAUUCUUUCUUUGUAGUGGGGAUGGAUGGAGGUUCUUGGACGCCUAGCAGCCGGAAACAGUAUAAUCUGGUAGAUGCCAUUUCACGCUCCACCACACAAGUUUAUCCCAAGUCAUGGACAGCAAUUUAUGUGGCACUUGACAAUGUAGGAAUGUGGAACCUGAGGAGCGAGUAUUGGGCUCGGCAAUACUUGGGCCAACAGUUUUAUCUGCGUGUUUAUACGCCAGUCCGGUCUUUCAGGGAUGAGUAUGCCAUUCCACAGAACGCUCUGCUUUGUGGACGAGCUGAUGGCAAGCGCUCAUAAUACUUCCAUUAUACAUGUAUAAACCAUUUGUACAAUUUAAAGAAUUGCGUACAAUCACAAUAUUCUUUUACAACUCUGGCAAAUAAAUGAAGGAGAAGAAGAGAAAAGUUUAAUGGGUUUGGAACUCUUUUAUGUUUCAUCUUAAACAAUAGUAGAUUAUAUUCAGAGGGAUACAGCAGAA
Messenger RNA from Sesamum indicum (sesame), 2156 nucleotides. RefSeq names its product L-ascorbate oxidase homolog. Gene Ontology annotation, molecular function: copper ion binding; oxidoreductase activity. Lineage: Eukaryota; Viridiplantae; Streptophyta; Magnoliopsida; Lamiales; Pedaliaceae. The record is from RefSeq and is a predicted model, not a curated record.